This is a messenger RNA of Nerophis lumbriciformis (worm pipefish), 4653 nucleotides long. Lineage: Eukaryota; Metazoa; Chordata; Actinopteri; Syngnathiformes; Syngnathidae. The record is from RefSeq and is a predicted model, not a curated record.
CAGCCCACAUAUUUAUUGCAGCCACUGAAAAAAAUCUCCUCAAUAUCCCCCAAGAUGGCCGCCGAUGUAGGAUCGAUGUUUCAAUAUUGGAAGAAAUUUGAUCUACGGCGGCUUCAGAGGGAGCUCAACUCUGUAGCGUCUGAGCUGGCGGGUCGACAAGAGGAGAGUGAACAUUCUCAUAAGCAUCUGCUAGAACUGAGCAGGGAGUUCAGGAGAAAUGUACCAGAGGAGGUCCGGGAGAUGGUGGCACCAGUUCUCAAGAGUUUCCAAGCCCAGGUGGUCGCUCUGAACAAGCGCAGUAAGGAGGCUGAGUCUGCAUUCCUAGGAAUCUACAAACAGCUUAUUGAAGCCCCAGAUCCGGCUCCUGUACUGGAGGCCUCGCACACGCUGGAGGAGAGGCUGCAGGAGCUUCAGACUAAAGUCCCAGAUAGUGAGGCCUUGGCACGCGAGAUCAGCGGGCACGGCAAGAAACGCCUGGAGUGCAUUGAAAAGACAGGACCCACAAACAACGGCUUCGCGGACACAGCAAAAGCUGGAGACCCCUGUGAAUCGAGCUCUCCAGCCCCUGAUAUGACCCCCAAUAGCACGCCAACUCCUGGAGCCCCAGGCUCUCCGCAGGAGAUCUACCAGGACCAAACUGAGGGACAAGGGGAGGAGGAAAAUGUUGGGGUUAGUUUGGCUGACAAACUGUCAGAGGCUGAGGAGAAAAUCAAGAUUUUGCAUUCAUCUUUGGAUACUUCACAGACAGAGCUUCUCGACCUGCGGUGUAAAUAUAGCCAAGAAAUGACAAACAAGGUAGAAGAAGUCAGCAUCAUUAUGGCCAAACUUGAGAAGGCAAACCAGAGAGCAGAAAUGGCCCAGAAAGAAGUGCAGAGGCUAAAGGAGCAGAUAGUCAGUGGGCCGAGUGCCUCUGCAGGGGGCUGUCAACUCAUAGAGGGCACCCCUGGCACCGGCAAGGAGAACAACGAGAGCGGCGAGGCUGUGCCCUCCAAACUCGAGGCCACUCUGCUCGCAAAAGACCGUGAAAUCAUCCGCCUUCUUGAAAAUAUUCAGCGGCUUCAGUUCACGCUACAGGAGGUGCAAGAUACCUCAGCCAAUCAGAUCAUAGAGCUGGAACGACAGUUGGCCUACAAGACAGAAGCUAUUGAGAGAUUAGAAGCAAAACUGAAAUCCCAAAUGGAUUAUGAAGAGAUUAAAACUGAACUCAGCAUCUUAAAGGUAAUGAAGCUAGCCUCUGUGAAUGGCAGCUCUUCCCAGGAUUCUGUAAAGGCCACAGAGGCGCUUCUGCUAGAUAAAGAGGCAUUUCUUCCAUCUCACAAGUACUUGAUGGAAAAGGCCAGGAUAUUGCACAGUACUGAUGAUGACCAGUCAGAGGAAGGAGGUAGAGAAACAGGCAGGCCUCCUGGCUCACACUCAUCAUCCUCUCAGGUGGACACUGGUCACACCUCUCCCAGCCCUUGUCGUCCCACGUUAGAUGGCUCGUCCUCCAGCCACGAUCUUACCCGGCCCUUCUCAGUGUCGCCGUGUUCUGGUGACCGACUAUCAGGGGACCACUUACUCCACAAGCAUCUUCUCUCCCCCCAUUUUAAAAAGGAGGGCCAUAUGGCUUUUCCCACUGCACUCUACGCGGCCAAGGUGGCCCUCAUGUCAGCCACUCAAGGUUCCGGAGGCAGUGACACAGGCUUACCCAGUGACCAAUCCGAAAGCGGAGGCUCAACCGCAGGGGAUGACGACCAAGUCGACACGGCGGAGAUUGCCUUUCAGGUGAAGGAGCAGCUGCUGAAACAUAACAUCGGCCAGCGCGUGUUUGGCCACUAUGUGUUGGGCCUCUCCCAGGGCUCAGUCAGUGAGAUCCUGGCCAGGCCCAAACCCUGGAGGAAGUUGACUGUGAAAGGCAAAGAGCCUUUCAUUAAAAUGAAGCAAUUUCUCUCUGAUGAGCAAAACAUCCUGGCACUUAGGACUAUCCAGGUCCGUCAAAGAGGGAGCAUCACUCCACGCAUCCGAACUCCAGAAACUGGGUCAGACGAUGCCAUUAGGAAUAUCCUGGAGCAGGCCAAGAAGGAGAUUCAGUCCCAGAGGGGAGGGGACUGCAAGACUCCCGUGCACACCAGCUUGGGCAGAACCAGUAACGGGGCAAGCAACAGCUCUGACGAAACCAUUAAAAAUAUUCUACAACAAGCCAGGAGGGAGAUGGAAUCCCAGCAACAGGUCUUGAUGGAUAUGGAAGGCUGCGGAAGAGCUUCAGCAGUUGGCACAGGAGCCCAAGUGGAACUUCUGGGGCCCCACGAUCGUUCUAGAGGCCUACCUUUGCCCAUCUCCAUUAAACAAGAGGAGGGUGGCUGUGUUACUGUUUGCAUGGCCAAUGCCAUCAGCAGCCCCCAGACACCCCUCAGUGUCCUCUCUCCAGCGGCCUUCGUACAGAAUAUCAUUCGUAAAGUCAAAUCAGAGAUCGGCGAGGUCGGCACUUAUUUCGACCAGCAUUGGUCUCAGGAGCGCGGCUCGAUGGGGCUCAGCGGCAUGGGAAGCUCCCAGCCCUUUAAUUCUAUUUCCCCCGCUGUGUCUUCUUCUUCCUCGGGUCCCUCCGCAUUGAACCGGCCCUGGCCGCGCCUGGAGAAUGGCGAAUGUCUCAGCGAAGAAGCCUCCGCCGCUGAAGAAGAGCUGGGACCCGGUCGACCCAUGGAGGUGAAGGUGGAGUCGGACACCUCGAUCAGUGGCGAGUCCCCGGGCCCGAGCCCUGGCCGCCUUUCUUACUAUCCGCCGUACGUUCCGCGGGCUCUCAAGCCCACCGUCCCGCCGCUGACUCCCGAGCAGUACGAGUUGUACAUGUACCGAGAGGUGGAUACCAUUGAGUUGACCAGGCAAGUGAAGGAAAAGCUGGCAAAAAAUGGCAUCUGCCAGAGGAUCUUUGGUGAAAAAGUACUUGGACUUUCUCAGGGUAGCGUAAGUGACAUGCUUUCACGGCCCAAACCCUGGAGCAAGCUGACCCAGAAAGGCAGGGAACCCUUCAUCCGCAUGCAGCUCUGGUUACUUGAUCAACUAGGCCAGACCCUCAAUCAGGCCCCGCACCAGGGUGAGGAUGUUUUCAAUAAAAGUCCAGUUACGACACAGUCUUCACCUUCCCCACCCCUGAGUCCGGCAGGGGGUCAGCCGAGUCCACUCGUUGAGCCGGUGAGCCUCUCCCUGGAGAGCAGUAAGGAGAAUCAGCAGCCUGAGAACCUGGUCUUGGGCCUACCUCCCCAGCCCGAGGGAGGGAAGUCAACAGCCAAUCUUAUAGCUCUACAUCACCCCACUAACCCACUUGGCAUCCAGGAGCUGGUAGCCAUGUCUUCUGAGCUUGACACCUAUGCCAUUACUAAAAAAGUCAAAGAGGUGUUGACAGACAAUAAUCUAGGACAGCGUCUUUUUGGAGAGACCAUUUUGGGUCUGACUCAAGGCUCUGUGUCGGACUUGCUGUCACGGCCUAAACCCUGGCACAAACUUAGCCUCAAAGGCAGGGAACCAUUUGUGCGCAUGCAGUUGUGGCUCAAUGAUCCUCACAAUGUUGAAAAGUUGAGGGCUAUGAAAAAGAUGGAAAAGAAAGCUUACCUGAAGCGACGUUACGGGUUACUGAGCACAGGCUCAGACAGUGACUCGCCCAGCACUCGCUCAGAGUGUGUGAGUCCAGCCUUAGCCUCGCUGGACCUGUGCUCAUACGGUCAGGUGAAGAAGCCUCGAGUGGUGCUUGGAGCGGAGGAGAAAGAAGCCCUGAGGAAGGUCUACCUCUUGGAGCCGUAUCCCUCUCAGAAUACCAUUGAGAUGCUAGCAGCCCAGCUCCACCUCAAAACCAACACGGUUAUCAACUGGUUCCACAAUUACAGGUCCAGGAUGCGACGCGAAGUGCUGAUGGAGGGUCUGCCCGACAACGACACGGACGCCGAGCACCACAGCUACUCGCCUUCACUGACGAGGAGCCCCCACUCUGACGGGGAAGAGAGGAGGUCGCAGCAACCCUCAGGACACAACCGCUCCAGCCUUCCCCCCAGCAACAUUGCACUUCCUUAUGUCAAACAAGAGGAAGCGGACGGAGAAAACGUAGGGGAAGUAGGGGCGGAGGACUCGUCGAGACAAACGAGCGCUCAGUGUUUUUCCACUACAGUGCAAUUUCCCCAGUUUAAAAGCGAGCGGGAGGACCCCGGCGUCGACUGUCGUGAGCCCCUCUCAACUGGCCAGGAAGAGGAGAUAAGCAGUCAGCUUGCUGUGUACAAUAGCAGCACCUCAAUAGACACCCCCCAGAGAGUGAAUCAAUCCAGGCACGAGGGGGAAGACUCCAGAAAGUCACCCGUCGACCCGCUCAGCUUCAAGGCCUCGUCGGAAGCCUGCCGCAGCAGUUUGGAGAUCGCCCUCAACUCUCCUUCUGCUGCAUCCUCCCCUGGUCUCAUGAUGUCAGUCUCUCCCGUGCCCUCUUCCUCUGCUCCCAUAUCCCCCUCGCUGCCGAACCCGCCCUCAACGAGCACCAAUCACAGCCUGGACCCGAAUGCGCCCCCUCCUUUCCAAAGCCCUAAGCUCAAUAGAAGCACUCAGAGACGCAAUGAGAAAAUGGCAAACCUCAAUAAUAUCAUUCACAGGUUAGAGAGAGCCGCCAAUCGUGAAGAAACACUAGAAUGGGAAUUUUAA